Penicillium alfredii is the source of this 1371-nucleotide messenger RNA. RefSeq names its product taxilin. The transcript is spliced from 4 exons. The coding region runs from base 1 to 1371 and encodes 456 amino acids. NCBI's taxonomy places the organism in Eukaryota, Fungi, Ascomycota, Eurotiomycetes, Eurotiales, Aspergillaceae. The record is from RefSeq and is a predicted model, not a curated record. Gene Ontology annotation, molecular function: syntaxin binding.
AUGUCGUCCACCGCCAUGUCCAAGAAGAAUAAGGGGAAGAAGGUGGCUGAUCCGAACGAAACCUCCAAAUUGCUGGCAGCCAAAAUUUCGCAGUUGGAGCAGGAUGCUGCCGGCGAGAAAGACCAAGAAGUGGAGAUUGAACGUGAAGUCAAGAAAGCAACCCGAGACCUGAAUCAGCUCCUCAACAACAUCGAAUCCCCCAUGACCCGUCUAGAGACGGUCCACAAAAAGUACACCGAGCUCUUGGCCGAUAUGAAAAAGCUGGAUCGCGAUUAUGCCAAAAGCAAGAAGCGCGCCGAUCAGUUGCAGAAGGACCAAGACAAGAGCAAGUCAGAGUUGACCAAGACUGUCACUAUGAAGGACAAACUGGAGAAGUUGUGUCGGGAGUUGACGAAGGAGAACAAGAAGGUCAAGGAUGACAAUAAGAAAUUGGAUGACACGGAGCAGAAGGCGCGAGUGAUUGUCAAUGAGCGCCUCGACUCGCUUCUUUUUGACAUCGAAGAUGUCAUGGCUGCCAACGGAAAUCCCCGUAGCGAGAAGGGCGAUGUUGACUUGGAUGAUUCGUACGGAGACCUUGAUAUUGGGCUUAUAGAAUGCCUUGCUAACUGUGACACCAGGCUACGUACCAAGCUCAAGACCAUCAGUGAGCAGUUCGACACUCGUGAGCUGCACUACAAGGGUCUCUUGCGCAGCAAGGACUCUGAAUUGCAAAGCCUCACCUUGAAGUUUGAGGAGCAGCGCCGGACUGCGGAGAAUGAGACUGCUCGGGGUCGAGCGUUGAGCACCCAGGUCUCCACCUUCUCACACACGGAAGCCGAGCUGCGCAGCCAGCUCAAUAUCUAUGUGGAGAAAUUCAAGCAGGUUGAGGACACCUUGAAUAACAGCAACGAGCUGUUCCUUACAUUCCGCAAGGAGAUGGAGGAGAUGUCCAAGAAGACCAAACGCCUGGAGAAGGAGAAUCAUACGCUCAAUCGUAAGCAUGAGCAAACCAAUCGCAAUAUUCUCGAAAUGGCAGAAGAACGUACUCGAAACCACGAAGAGCUGGAACGAUGGCGACGAAAGUGCCACCAUCUCGAGGCCCUGUGCCGUCGAAUGCAAGCUCAGGGUCGCGGCGAGGGAUUGGCAGAAAGUGAUCAUCUUGAGGGUGACGACGAGGGCACUGAGAGCGAAUAUGACGAAGAUUAUGAAGACGAAGAGGAGGAAGACAUUAGCGACGAGGAACUUGAUGGCACCGAUCAAGACGUCCCUGGCCGUGUUCAUCCUCCCGAACGACCUGUCUUUGGGCCACCUCCGCCCCCGAGCCUGUUGCACGCCCAUUCCAAUGGCAAGACUGUGGUCAAUGGCAAGACCGCGGUCAAUGGCUGCCACUGA